UCAAUUCUCAAGUGAUGGGAAAAGAAAGCAUGAUUCCCAAAGCAAUUGUUUUCCUUAGCCUUUUCUCAGCUACGGUUCUUCUCAUUUGGUCUGAAGUGGGAGCUGUGGAGCUGACCGACGCUUCCAAUACCAUUGAUACAUUUUUUACCACAGCUAAGAAAGCUGAGAAGACAAAUGGAGUUGAGGUCAAUGAUUUCAAAAACUUGGGAGGGGAUGGCUUCGGUGGCGGCUAUGGUGGUGGCAUCUUUGGUGGUGGAAGCGGAAGCGGAGGCGGAGGCGGAGGCGGCUAUGGUACUGUGGCCGGAACUAAAGAGGCUGAGAAGACAAAUGAAGUUGAGGUCAAUCAUGUCGAAUACUCAAGAGACGGUGGCGGAGGAGGCGUCUAUGUUGGCGGAGGCGGCUACAUUGGUGGACGCACUGGUGGCGGAGGUGGCGCCAAGCCUUAAAGCAGGCUGUGAAGUGGAAGUGCUUAAAUUCCUAUAACUGAAUAAAAUGCAUGAAUGAAAAAUGAAGCAUAGUACAAGUUCUCUUUGUGGUGUGAGCAGCGUCUGAUUGUUGUUUAAAUUUCCUUUAAAUUUUUGGAAUAAAAUCUUACAUUAAAAUUUGUGAAA
Messenger RNA from Sesamum indicum (sesame), 611 nucleotides. RefSeq lists its product as uncharacterized. Lineage: Eukaryota; Viridiplantae; Streptophyta; Magnoliopsida; Lamiales; Pedaliaceae. The record is from RefSeq and is a predicted model, not a curated record.